AUGGACCUAAAGCUAAAAAAUCCUGACUUCUGGUACAGUCUUCAUGGACAAGUUCCAGGACUUCUGGACUGGGACAUGGGGAAUGAGUUCUUCUUGCCUUGCACCACCGACCAGAGCCCUUUAGCUGAGCAGAACCUUGCCAAAUACAAAAUUCGAGUAAUGAAGCCCCCAGAAGUACCUCAGGAGUGUAAACCUGGUCCUGAUCAAGAUGCUCCUUACUCUGAGCCCAAUUUGUGGAUGUGGGUGAACCCUAACAUUGUGUGCCCUCUCAGUAGCCAGGAGGCCUCAAAGCCCAGCAGUAAGGAUCUGACAAGCAUGGCUUCUUCCCCUGAGGUACCCACAAAAGAUGAAGAGUCUCACUUCUCAGAGGCUCAGGGAAUGGUGGAGUCCCUGCCACUUUCCUCCAGUGAGCAGUCUCCCCAACAGAAGCAACCUGUCUCUUCCUCAAGUGACUUUGAGCUCACAGAAGAGGAGGCUGAGGAACAAGAAGACAAAUCUUCUAUGACCCUCAAGCCCCUUAACAAAAGGAAAUGCUUCCAGAAGCCAAAGCUGUGGCAAGCUAACAACCAGGAAAGGAAAUCCUGGCCACGGCCCCCACUCAAUUACAGCCACCUGAUUGCCCUAGCAUUAAGAAACAGCCCUCCUUGUGGCCUCAAUGUGCAACAGAUCUACAAUUUCACUCGACAACAUUUCCCCUUUUUCUGGACAGCUCCAGAUGGCUGGAAAAACACCAUUCGCCACAACCUCUGUUUCCUGGGCAGCUUUGAAAAGGUGCCAGUCACUCCUCAGGAUGAGGCUGAUGCAAAACCUCGCUCUUGCCUCUGGAGGCUCACGGAGGAGGGACACCGCCACUUUCAGGAGGAUACUCGUCUCUUGGCCUCUGCUCGAAGAGAAAGCAUCGAACAGUGCAUGAGCCAACCAGAUUUAAUGCCCUCCCUCUUUGACCUUUGA
This is a messenger RNA of Sciurus carolinensis (gray squirrel), 951 nucleotides long. RefSeq names its product forkhead box R2 (gene Foxr2). The record is from RefSeq and is a predicted model, not a curated record. NCBI's taxonomy places the organism in Eukaryota, Metazoa, Chordata, Mammalia, Rodentia, Sciuridae. Gene Ontology annotation, cellular component: nucleus. Gene Ontology annotation, molecular function: sequence-specific double-stranded DNA binding; DNA-binding transcription factor activity. The coding region runs from base 1 to 951 and encodes 316 amino acids. The transcript has a single exon. Gene Ontology annotation, biological process: regulation of DNA-templated transcription.